AUGGGUCACGACAUGAGCUCCAUGGGCGGAGGCUCCGCAUCUGGCGGAGCUGACACCUCCAGCCCCAGCUACGACCCGGAUUCUCCUCCCACCAGCAGCAGCGCAUCUGGCGGAAGCAUGUCGAUGAUGAUGAUGCAGAUGUGGUUCUACUGGGGCCCGAACGUGAUUAUAUUGUUCGAGAGUUGGAAAACGAGCAGUUGGGGUUUCUAUCUGCUCGCGUGCUUCCUCGUCGUUGUCUUCUGCGUGCUUCACGAGUUCCUCACGUCGUUCCGGCUGAAGCUGUCCGCCACUCGCCGAUGCCGCGUGAAGGACGCCGAGCAAGGCGCUGACAGCGCCGACGCCACCAGUAGCAAGAAGGUCGAUUGGAGAUCCCUCCUGGACCGCCUGGCAGUGACGGGCAUAUACGCGCUCAACCUCAUAUUCAGCUAUGCGAUCAUGCUCAUUGUCAUGAGCUUCAACAUCGGCCUCUUUAUCGCGGUCGUUCUCGGCCUCACUAUUGGCUUCUUCUUUUUUGGAGCCAAGAGGCGGAAGACCUCGUCGGAAAGGCCGCUUGUUGAGGAGGCGCAGGAGGAGAAUUGCUGCGGGACUUCUGACGCGUGCUGCGCCGCUCCAUAA
Molecule: messenger RNA, 615 nt
Organism: Closterium sp. Naga37s-1
Lineage: Eukaryota; Viridiplantae; Streptophyta; Zygnematophyceae; Desmidiales; Closteriaceae
Source: the annotation of a GenBank genome assembly